This is a messenger RNA of Xiphophorus hellerii (green swordtail), 7175 nucleotides long. RefSeq lists its product as uncharacterized. Gene Ontology annotation, molecular function: nucleic acid binding; zinc ion binding. Gene Ontology annotation, biological process: DNA integration. The transcript is spliced from 3 exons. The record is from RefSeq and is a predicted model, not a curated record. Lineage: Eukaryota; Metazoa; Chordata; Actinopteri; Cyprinodontiformes; Poeciliidae. Bases 729 to 6707 code for a protein of 1992 amino acids.
GUAAAUCUUUGUAUUAUCCUCCUUUGUUGGAGCCUAUUAAGAAGUGGAUUAAUUUAUUUUUGCUAAUGUAUUAAGGUUACAGAUCUAAAUUUAUAUAAAUAAUAUAUCUAUUGUAACUUGUUUAUUUAUUUGUUUUGUUUAGACCCUCCUCCUUAUCAGGUGACCUCCUGCUGUGAUUAGGCAGCGGAAGCAGCUGCUGCAGGGCAUCUGAUUGUUUGGUUAAGGAGCGAGGGGUGAAAUAGUUUUUCCACCGCACCAAAUAAAGCUUAAUUUUACAUUUUUUGGAAAGUCAACUCGGAGAGUGUUUCUGUUAUUUUUGUACAUUGAGAAAGUCACCGUUUGCCACCAGAAAACUUUCCGCGAGUGCUUUGGUUUGGAUGAGUCGGAAAACCCUCCUCCUAGAAACUACUCUGGCACCUUUUGAUUUUUGAUUUUUGUUAAAAUCCAAGAGUAGCCGUAACAAGUGGAAAAACUUCACUGAUGACUUGAUGAAAGACGCAAAGUUGGGGGAUCCAGCGGAUCACUCGCAGACGAACAAAGAAAGCAGCCAGCGGGUCGUGAGUAAAACCAGCUGAUUAAGUUUAUGAAUGAACGCGCCGCUGCGCUACAAAGAAACUAUGGAUCACUACCGAAAGCAAAGUUGUUGAUUUUGAAAAAGGACUGUGGCAAAGAAGAAUUUUUAUUGAUGAACUUAUGUGACAGAGAAGGGAUCUGUGUGAUAAUUAACGAUGUCUGAUCCUGAAACUCCUCCUGCGUCUGAGGACAUGUUAAAGGUGCGCGUUCUUUCGCGCAGAGGCAGACUGGGUGCCUGUACUAGAAAGAUUAAUGAAAUCAAGACUUUGAUGUCGGAUGCAGGAAAUGUUGAUGCAGUCAAUGAAUCAGUGCAAGCAUUUAAGGAAGCUGUGGAUGAGUUUAGAAAUGCUCAUAAGUUAGUUCAAGAGCUCUUAUCAGAGGAAGAAAAAGAAAAUGAUUACGAUGACUGGUUUGAGCCUCGAAUAACUAACCUAAAUUAUUUUUUGAACGAUGUUGAAACAUGGAAAAAAGACAUUGUACAAUCAACAAUCAGACCAUCUGACAGCAUAUCCAAUGUAUCACAGAAAUCAAAAUCCUCUUCUUCCAUAAGAUCAUCAGCAUCCAGAUCUUCCUCAGUCUCUUCAGAGUUAAAAAAGGCCAAAGCAGAACAGGCUGCUGCACUGGCACGAGUAGCUGCCUUGAAAGAGAAACAUGCUUUGCAAAUGGAGGAAGCAAAAUUGAAGUUAAAGAUGGAGCAAAUUGAGCUAGAAGCUGAUCUUGCAGCAUCAACUGCUAAAAUAAAGACCUUGCAAAGUUAUGAGGUGGACCAGAAACCAUCUUUAGGUGAUGGCAUGAAUGAAUAUUAUAGCUCUCAUCAAGAACCAGAGUCGAUAGAGGGCAAUGUGGAAUUUAUGCAGCUAGGUGCUAUACCAAAAACUCCACUUCAACGGACUAUUUUUGAGAGAUGUAAAUCUUCUCCCAGGAGUUUAAGCACAGCAGAGAAUAAACCUCAAAAUAAAAAUCCCACUGAAAGUGAAACUAAAGCUGCAACUUAUGAUCAUAAUGCAUCUCAAACUGUACAAGAUUACCCAGAUGUGGCUGUUACUGCUGCUAAUGAAAAUGUUAAUGUUGUUAUUCAACGACAAAAUGACAUAGCAGAACUCAUUGUCAGCCAGCAAAACCUGUCUUUGUUACCUCCGAGAAAUAUUUCUGUGUUUGAUGGUAACCCAUUAAAAUACCAGUCUUUUGUUCAUGCAUUUGAACAAUUAAUUGAAGACAGGACUAAAAAUGAUAAAGACAGACUGUAUUAUCUAGAACAAUUUACAUCUGGUUUGCCAAGAGAUUUGGUUCGCAGCUGCUUACAUAUGGAAGGAAGUAGAGGCUACAGAGAAGCUAAACAACUAUUAAAGGAGCACUUUGGAAAUGAAAUUAAAGUUUCUGGAGCUUAUUUGGAUAAAGCCUUGAACUGGCCAGCAAUUAAAGCUGAGGAUGGAAAAAUGCUGUAUGCAUAUGCAAUGUAUUUGAGAGGAUGUUGUAAUGUAAUGCAAGAUUUACAGUACAUAGAGGACCUUGAAAUCCCAUCAAACCUAAGGCUGCUAGCAUCCAAACUACCUUAUAAACUGCGAGAAAGAUGGCGAACCACAGCUUAUGAAAUACAACAGAAAACUGGCAGGAGAGUCAGAUUUAAACAUCUUGUUGAGUUUGUGGAAAAUUAUGCUAACAUGCUUUUGGAUCCUUUGUUUGGAGACAUUCAAGACCAAACAACAACCAAAAAAACAUUCCCAAGAGGCAAAGGUGAACUAAAAUCAAUAAGAGGUAAAAACAGCAGCUUUGCAACAUCAAUAGUUACCGAGAAUACAGGAUGUGCUAUAAAGCAAUCAGUUUUGCCUCCACCACCUCCUGAAACCACACCCAGUCACAUUAUCCCUCACUGUGGAUUCUGUGAAGAAAAACACAACUUAACUGACUGUUUGCAUUUUAAAACAGGGUCACAUGAUAGUAAAGUUGUAUUUUUAAGAAGUCAUGGAUAUUGCUUUGGUUGCCUACGAAAAGGUCAUUUAAGCAAAAAUUGUAAGAGGAGACUAAUGUGUCAAGUUUGUCAAAUGAGACAUCCAACAGUACUCCAUAUUAAAAGUGCAAAAGUUUCAAAGCAGGACAGUCAAACUGAGAUUGAAGAAACUCCCAUAAGCAGUGCUCUUGUUUCAGCAGGUGACUCAACCGGGGCCGGGAGAAAAUGUGCACUUGCAAUUGUUCCCGUCCGAGUUAAGGUGGCAAAAGGGGACAAAUAUAUUCAGACCUAUGCUUUCCUUGACCCGGGCAGCACUGCAACGUUUUGUACUGUAAGAUUAAUGAACCGACUAAAUUUGAAAGGACGCAAAACAGAGAUACUUCUGCGAACGAUGGGACAGGAAAAGCCUGCAGAAACCUAUGAGGUUAGAGGACUAGAGGUGGGAGAUUUGAAGGGCUGUACAUACUUGGACCUGCCGAAGGUUUACACACAGGAUAAAAUACCUGUCUCAAAAGAAAACAUCAUCACACAAGCUGAUCUGGAGAUGUGGCCUCAUCUCAGGGGUGUCCAUUUAAAGAAAAUUGAGGCAGACAUUGAACUCCUCAUUGGAACUGACAUUCCUCGAGCAUUAGAGCCAUGGAAAAUAAUAAAUAGUCAUGAUAAUGGACCAUAUGCAGUGGAAACUGUACUUGGAUGGGUGGUAACUGGACCACUUGGUGUUGAUAGUACCGCAGAAUAUGCUGGGCCUAUUGCAGUGUCAAGUAACAGAAUUUCUGUUACUGAAUUGAAGGAUCUGCUCAUCAGACAAUAUAACCAGGAUUUCUCUGAGAACUUAUAUGAGGAGAAAAUUGAGAUGUCUGUUGAGGAUAAGUGUUUUAUGGAGAUUGCUUCUGGCUCAUUGUAUAUUAAAGAUGGACACUAUCACCUACCACUUCCUUUCAGAAAUAAAGACAAAGUUAUGCCUGAUAACUAUAAAAUGGUUAAGGAACGCACACAGCACCUUAUGAAAAGGUUUAAGAAGGAUAGGAUGUAUGCAGAAGAAUACACAUCAUUUAUGGAGGACAUUUUGAAAAGGGGCUAUGCAGAAAAGGUUCCAUUUGAGCAGCUUUGCAGGGAGGAUGGACAUGUCUGGUACAUUCCACAUCAUGGUGUCUACCAUAAGCGAAAGCACAAACUGAGGGUGGUGUUUGACUGUACAUCCUCAUAUCAAGGAACCUCUCUGAACAAGGAGCUCCUCCAAGGGCCUGAUUUAACAAACACCCUUAUUGGGGUACUGCUAAGGUUUCGCCAAGAACCAAUCGCAGUAAUGGCAGACAUUGAGGCAAUGUUUUAUCAAGUCUAUGUGGAUGAAAAAGACAGAGAUGUCCUGAGGUUUCUGUGGUGGCCAGAAGGGAACAUUAACAAACCUCUGGAAGUUUACAGGAUGAAAGUUCACCUCUUUGGCUCUGUAUCAUCCCCAAGCAUCGCUAAUUUUGCUCUGCGUCAAACUGCUACUGACAACCAGAAGCAUUAUUCUGAUGAGGUUAUCGAAACCAUUAAAAGUAACUUUUAUGUGGAUGAUUGCCUCCGAUCAGUGGCAACAGUAAAGCAGGCAAUGAAGCUUGUCACAGAUCUCACCAAAAUAUGCAGUGAGGGAGGUUUCACGUUAACAAAAUGGGUCAGCAACAACCAUGAAGUGCUGGCAAGCAUCCCUGAACAUCACAGAGCUGGAGCAUUUAAGGAACUAGAUCUGGACAAAGAAAAGCUGAAAGAACAAAUAACAGUUGAGUCUGCACUUGGACUCCACUGGGACACUCUCAGUGACACCUUCAGCUUUAAAGUAACCAUCAGGAGUCGACCUGCUACCAGAAGAGGUAUACUCUCCACAGUGAGUUCAGUAUAUGACCCAUUAGGAUUUCUUUCUCCUUUCGUCCUGAAAGCCAAACAAUUACUCCAAGAACUCUGCAAAACCAAAUAUGGAUGGGAUCAUGUCAUUCCCCAGGAAUUUGCAAAGCCUUGGCAAAGAUGGCUCAAGGAGUUAAAUCUGCUACAUGACUUUCAAGUUGCAAGGUGCAUAAAGCCUGAAAACUUUGAUCCUGUGGAAACUGCUGAAUUGCAUCACUUUUGUGAUGCAAGUGAGUCAGGCUAUGGUACAGUAAGCUACCUCAGAUUAUCAAAUCACCAAGGUCAAAUCCAUGUCUGCUUCAUAUUUGGAAAAGCUAGAGUGGCACCUCUAAAGCAGAUGACCAUACCCAGACUGGAACUCACAGCAGCAACAUUGGCUGUAAAAGUGGAUCGAAUGCUAAAGAAAGAGCUGCAAUUACCACUUACAGAUUCAACUUUCUGGACAGAUAGUACAUCUGUGUUGAAAUAUAUUCACAAUCAAACGAAAAGAUUUCACACUUUUGUAUCCAACAGGAUUGCAGUAAUCCAUGACCUCUCCCACACCAGCCAGUGGAGAUACAUAAGUUCAAAAGUCAACCCAGCCGACGACGCAUCAAGAGGGCUUUAUGUGGAAUCUUUCGUAAGUUCAAAAUGGCUGACCGGUCCGGAAUAUCUCAGCAGAGAAAAAAGAACAUGGCCGAGGCACACAGAAGGUCUGGAAGAAAUACCAGCAAACGAUCCUGAGGUGAGAAAGGAGAUCACAAUCAACAGUGUGAUAGUGGAGGAUCAACAUCCAGUAUGCAAGCUAAUCAAGUAUCAUUCAUCAUGGAACAAACUUCAGAAGUCGGUAGCCUGGAUAUUAAAAGUGAAAAGACAUCUUCUACUGCUAAGCCAGCAAAGAAAAGGUCAAACUCACCUGUCUUCAGGAGUGAUGAAAAGGCUGAAAAAUCAACAUGAAACCCAAAACCUGUCAGUGGAGGACAUGCAAAAUGCAGAGAAAGCUAUAAUUUGUUUUGAACAAAAACGCUACUUUGACUGUGAAUUUACUUGCUUGGAACAAGGCAAACCUCUUAGUUCAAGAAGUACCAUCCUCAAACUGGAUCCGAUGCUUGAUGGUAGCAUUUUGAGAGUUGGCGGCAGGAUAAAUAAAAGUACAAUGCCAAUCCACCAGAAAAACCCGAUCAUUUUACCUAAAGGUUCACAUAUAUCUAACCUCAUCUUACAACAAAUUCAUCACCAAGUUGGACAUUCAGGAAGGAGCCACAUGCUCUCCAAGCUAAGGCAGAAAUUCUGGCUCCCACAUGCAAACUCUUUAGCCAGAAAAAUUAUCAAGAGCUGUGUAUUCUGUAGACGCAUACAGGCAAAACCUGGUGAACAGAAGAUGUCGGACCUUCCUGAGGACCGUUUAUUUCCAGACCUACCUCCUUUUAGUCAUGUUGGCAUUGACUACUUUGGUCCUAUUGAAGUAAAAAGGGGACGAGCUCAGGUGAAACGAUGGGGAGUCAUAUUCACCUGUCUGGUGAGUCGAGCUAUCCACCUGGAGAUGGCCAAUUUCUUAACCACAGACUCGUGCAUAAAUGCUAUACGCAGAUUCAUCUGCAGAAGAGGAUCAAUGAUGAGCAUCAGAACAGACUGCGGGACAAACUUUGUGGGAGCACAAAAGGAACUACAAGAAGCAUUAAGAGAGCUAAAUCAUCAGAAAAUCCAAAAGGCUCUUUUAGUAGAGGGAAUAAAAUGGAUUUUUAACCCUCCUUAUGGGGCUCACCACGGUGGAGUCUGGGAAAGACUAAUACGUCUAAUCAAAAAGACCCUCACAUCUAUUCUAAAGGAACAAACACUGGACGAUGAAACCCUGUCAACAGCACUAUGUGAAGUAGAAGCCAUCCUAAAUGACAGGCCAAUAACUUCAGUGUCAAAUGACCCCAAUGACUUAGAACCACUAACACCAAACCAUUUACUCCAGCUGAAAGGAAAAGCAACCAUACCACCAGGGGUCUUUGACAAAGCAGAUCAAUAUUCAAGAAGAAGAUGGAGACAAGCACAGUAUCUUGCAGAUCUUUUCUGGAGACGUUGGAUAAGGGAGUAUCUCCCACUCAUGCAAGAACGAAGCAAGUGGAACAGCAAAAAGAGGAACUUCGGCCCUGGAGAUCUGGUUGUUAUUGUGGAUAACUCGGCACCAAGGAGCGCAUGGACAAUGGGCCGUGUUAUGAAGACUUUUCCAAAUGCCAAAGGCUUUGUUAGAAGUGUUUUAGUUAAAACCAAAGCCAAUGUUAUCCAGCGACCAAUAGAUAAGCUCUGUCUUUUAAUGGAGGCAGCAGAAUGAAAUAAAAGUCUUUCUAAUAUUUACUAUGGACUGCUUUAAGCAUUAGAAAUGUUGAGAGGCUCUAGAUAACAUUUAUAGACAAAAGGAUUAUGAACAUUGAUUUUUAAAGAUCAUGAUUAAAUUUAUGUCAUGUUUUUGCUAGAUACUAGGCUCCUAUGAAUAUUAUUUUUGUAAAUUGUUACUUUGCUAAGGCUAACAAUUAGGGGCCGGGAUGUUGGAGCCUAUUAAGAAGUGGAUUAAUUUAUUUUUGCUAAUGUAUUAAGGUUACAGAUCUAAAUUUAUAUAAAUAAUAUAUCUAUUGUAACUUGUUUAUUUAUUUGUUUUGUUUAGACCCUCCUCCUUAUCAGGUGACCUCCUGCUGUGAUUAGGCAGCGGAAGCAGCUGCUGCAGGGCAUCUGAUUGUUUGGUUAAGGAGCGAGGGGUGAAAUAGUUUUUCCACCGCACCAAAUAAAGCUUAAUUUUACAUUU